GUGGCUUAGAAAUAAGACUAGGUUUGGUGUUUUUGUCCCUUUUGAUGACAACAUCAAUUUUCAUAAGGUUAUAGCGGUGGGAAUUACGGUAGGAGUAGUCAUACACGCCGUGGCCCAUUUGGCUUGCGAUUUUCCACGGCUAAUCGCGGCAACUCCCGAAGAAUACAUGCCUCUCGGAAAGUUCUUCGGGGAGGAGCAACCGAAGAGAUACUUGCAUUAUGUGAAGUCAACAGAAGGAAUAACAGGACUCGUAAUGGUUCUCUUGAUGGCUAUUGCUUUUACACUGGCUCUGCCUUGGUUUAGGCGGGGGAAGCUAGAAAAAAAGCUUCCAGGGCCACUUAAGAAAAUCGCGAGCUUCAAUGCCUUCUGGUACACUCACCAUUUGUUCGUUAUAGUCUACAUUCUCCUUGUCUUGCACGGAUACUACUUGUAUCUCAGUAAGGAAUGGUACAAGAAAACGACGUGGAUGUACUUGGCCGUACCAGUAGCUCUCUAUGCAUUCGAGAGAUUGAUACGAGCAUUCAGGUCCAGCAUCAGGACAGUAAAAGUUCUUAAGGUAGCGGCUUAUCCUGGAAAAGUAUUGACUUUGCAAAUGUCAAAGCCUAAAAAUUUCAAAUACAUGAGCGGUCAAUACAUGUUUGUAAACUGUCCAGCAGUCUCACCGUUUGAGUGGCAUCCAUUUUCAAUAACUUCUACACCACAAGAGGACUUUCUGAGCGUUCAUAUGAAAUCACUAGGAGAUUGGACAGAGGCUAUCCAAGGAGUCUUCUCCGAGGUGUCUAAGCCAUCUCCGGUCGGAGACACAUUGCAUGGUGCAAAUAGUUCCUGUUACCCCAAAAUCAUGCUUGAUGGUCCGUACGGCGCACCAGCUCAAGACUACAAGAAGUACGAGGUGGUUCUGCUGAUCGGCCUCGGCAUUGGAGCCACCCCGAUGAUCAGCAUUAUCAAGGACAUUAUUAACAACACGGAGACCAAAGAACAGCUCAGCCAAAUGGAGAAAGGAUCACAACAAAAGCCACAAGUUAAGAAAGAAACUUUCAAAACGCGAAGAGCUUACUUCUACUGGGUAACAAAGGAGGAGGGCACAUUUGACUGGUUCAAAAACAUCAUGAACGAAAUAGCGGAACGGGACACAAGCAAAGUCAUAGAACUACACAAUCAUUGCACUAGUGUUUACGAAGAAGGAGACGUUCGUUCCGCUCUCAUACGGAUGCUCCAGUCUCUGAAUUAUGCCAAGAAUGGUUUAGACAUUGUUGCUGGAACAAGGGUCAUGUCCCAUUUCGCCAGACCUAAUUGGAAGAACGUCUACAAACAGAUAGCUAUGGACCACCCUGGCGCUAAUGUUGGAGUGUUCUAUUGUGGAGCACCGGUAUUGACAAAGGAAUUAAGGCAUCUAGCUUUGGAAUUCACACACAAGACAAGUACAAGAUUCUCCUUCCACAAAGAGAACUUCUAAAGACAAAGAAGCAAUUCUACCCACAAUGCUAGCAUGAUGGCUAACAAAUUAAUGAAAAUUGUGGAGAGCUAAGCUAGUGUGUCAUAUUUGUGUUUUGAGGAUUGAAUUUUGGUUUUUCUUUUUUAUGAUGUUUAUGUGAAAUGUAUGUUUAUGCGCUCUUUGUUUUUGUUUCAUUAUCUAAUAUUCAAAACCAUGUUCAAUA
Messenger RNA from Camelina sativa (false flax), 1658 nucleotides. Lineage: Eukaryota; Viridiplantae; Streptophyta; Magnoliopsida; Brassicales; Brassicaceae. The record is from RefSeq and is a predicted model, not a curated record.